Molecule: messenger RNA, 1185 nt
Organism: Trypanosoma cruzi
Lineage: Eukaryota; Euglenozoa; Kinetoplastea; Trypanosomatida; Trypanosomatidae
Product: mucin-associated surface protein (MASP), putative
Exons: 1
Coding region: 1-1185 (394 amino acids)
Source: RefSeq, a predicted model, not a curated record
AUGAUGGCGAUGAUGAUGACUGGCCGUGUGCUGCUGGUGUGUGCUCUCUGCGUGCUGUGGUGCGGUGCUGCGGUGGUGGUGUCGUCUGCCGGUGGUGAUGGCGAUGGCGGAGUAAAGGAGGGUCCAUUGGGAGGUUCAAAGUCUGAUUCUAGAGACGAAAAAGCAGCAAAACCGGAAUUAUCGAAGUCAGUCGAUGAGGGCUUAGGGUCCGCGGAUCACUCGUUGGAUACACGAUCAGGAAAUAACGUCAAUGAGCAAGGGAACUUGGCUAACGAACCACCAACAGAGAAUGUUGGGAAGAAAGGAGUACAAGAAGAAGGUAAUGAAUUACCGGUAACACACAUAUCUCGAACAAAGGAUAAAGUAACACUACCACAAACAUCACCACCACCGACGCCAGCAGGAGAAGAACCACAAGCAACAUCACCAUCACAAGCAUCCGGUGUCGGUGAAGGCGAUGGUGGUCCCGUUGGGAUUGAAGGUACCGGUCGAAAUGUUAGUGAUGGCAGUCUUGUUGGUGCUAGUGACACUUCUCGUGUUACUGGUGAUAAAAAUAAAGAUCCUAAAGGAAGUGAAGGUCCCGUUUCCGGGCCACCUUCCGGUGGUGCUUCUUCAUCUCCCAUUUCCAACGAUGGAGACGCUUCACGGAAUAAUGGCGGUGCACCAUCCACCCAGGACACGACAUCUCUAAAAAACAAUGAGCAGUCAAGGCCAACAACAUCUUCAGGGAACGCACCGCUCAACAGGGAGACACCGGAGAGGUCAACACCCGAUGCACAACGGCACUCCUCUGAUACACAAGAAAAUGAAACGGGUCAAACUGCUGAUGGGGAUGCAGCUCCAAGCGCCGCGGGGCAGAGUGCCAUGGGGACGAAAGGCUCUUCCGGCGUAUCGACCACCACCAGCAACGCACCAACAACACCUCAACCACAACUGCCAGCACCACCAGUACCACCAACGGCGACAGUAACGGGAGCGCCGGCAGAAAAACCAACUGCAGAACGAUUGCCACCACCGGCAGAUUCAACACCAGGAGAAAGCCUAGCAGCAACAACUACAGCUCAAACAAAAGGUACGGCGACACCUGGCGACAGCGACAGCAGCGCGCUCUCUCACACCACCUCCCCUCUUUUGCUUCUUCUUGUUGUUGCGUGUGCGGCUGCUGCUGCGGUGGUGGCCGCGUGA